This is a messenger RNA of Nicotiana attenuata, 1019 nucleotides long. Its product is annotated as ABC transporter I family member 10, chloroplastic. Lineage: Eukaryota; Viridiplantae; Streptophyta; Magnoliopsida; Solanales; Solanaceae. Gene Ontology annotation, molecular function: ATP binding; ATP hydrolysis activity. Gene Ontology annotation, cellular component: chloroplast envelope; membrane. Bases 62 to 850 code for a protein of 262 amino acids. The transcript is spliced from 6 exons. The record is from RefSeq and is a predicted model, not a curated record. Gene Ontology annotation, biological process: transmembrane transport.
UGAACAAGUAAAAGUAAAGGAGGGAGUACUUUCUUAUUCAUAAUCCAUAGACAAACCCAAAAUGAUACAGUCGGUUUGUGUCCGAGCUUCAGCUCUGCAAUUGCCACCCAUUUACUCCCAGUCCCCCAGAAAUGUCGCAACAGCUGACACCUUUGCAAUUGACGCUCAAAACCUUAGCUAUUCAGUUGUCUCCAGACAAGGGAAAGUACUUCCAAUUCUAAAGGAUUGCUCACUGAAAAUUCCCUCUGGGCAAUUCUGGAUGCUUCUUGGACCCAAUGGCUGUGGAAAAUCAACCCUUUUAAAGAUAUUAGCAGGUUUAUUGAGUCCAGAUGAUGGAUUCUUGUAUGUGGAGAGACCAAGGAGCUUUGUGUAUCAGAACCCUGAUCAUCAGGUCGUGAUGCCUACAGUGGAAGCUGAUGUUGCUUUUGGUCUUGGCAAAUUGAACUUAACACCAAAUGAGAUUAGGACUAGGGUGGCGAGAGCUUUGGAUGCAGUUGGGAUGUCUGAGUAUUUGAAAAAACCAGUUCACACUCUUAGUGGUGGUCAAAAACAAAGGGUUGCUACUGCUGGUGCUCUGGCAGAAGCUUGCAAAGUUUUGUUACUUGAUGAACUGACUACUUUUUUGGAUGAAACUGAUCAGAUUGGAGUAAUAAAAGCAGUGAGAAACUCCAUGGAUACAUCUAAAGAAAUUACAGCUUUGUGGGUGACCCAUCGCUUGGAAGAACUUGAGUAUGCAGAUGGUGCAGUUUACAUGGAAGAUGGAAGAAUUGUCCGGCAGGGUGAUGCAACUAGUAUAAGGAAUUUCAUUGAAAAUAAACUGGCAUCUUAUGUAAACCAAAUAAAUUUGUAACCACUUUUGCCUCAAGGAUUCUUGUACAUGUACAUAAAGGCGUGUAUUAUGAUGCUUUCCAGGGAGCAAAUACUAUGUUACAUUUCUUUUCUCGCCAUGUCAAGUAUGCAAGAUGUAGGUCUUUUGAGGGUCAAAUAUUUGAAGGAGUAAACUGCAUUUGUUUUUCUUA